AUGUCCGGAAAAUUGCUGCUCACCGACGAUGUGGCGUACAAGGCCCUCGCAGAACACUACGCGUCCGCCGGUUCGUCGCUGAACAUGAAGAAUUUGUUCGCCUGUAACAGUGACCGUUUCGACAAGUUCAGCUUACGAUUAGCUACUCCAAAUGAUGGUGACGUAUUACUUGAUUAUUCAAAAAAUCGUGUAGAUGAAAAAACUUUAGAUUUAUUGUUUAGUUUGGCAAAAGCUCGUAAAGUUGAAGAAGCUAGAUCAGCUUUGUUUGGUGGUGAGCGAAUCAAUGUAACAGAAAAACGACCUGUGUUGCAUGUAGCCUUACGUAAUCGGUCUAAUAAGCCAAUAGUAGUUGAUGGUCAAGAUGUUAUGCCAGAAGUUAACAGUGUUCUGGAGCACAUGAAAGAAUUCACUGAACAAGUAAUAUCAAAAAAAUGGGUAGGAUACACGGGAAAACCCAUUGAAGAUGUAGUCAACAUUGGUAUUGGAGGGUCAGAUUUGGGUCCAUUAAUGGUGACAGAAGCAUUAAAACCUUAUGCCGUAGGCCCCCGUGUUCAUUUUGUGUCUAAUAUUGAUGGAACACAUUUAAAAGAAGUAUUAAAGAAGGUUCAACCUGAAACUGUGUUAUUUAUAAUCGCUAGCAAAACAUUUACUACUCAAGAAACUAUAACAAAUGCAACUUCCGCUAAGAAAUGGUUUUUGGAAACUGCUAAAGAUGAAUCCAGUGUUGCUAAACAUUUUGUUGCACUCUCUACUAAUAAAGAGAAGGUGACCGAAUUUGGAAUCGAUAAAUGCAACAUGUUUGGUUUUUGGGACUGGGUAGGUGGACGUUACUCACUUUGGUCGGCUAUUGGUCUUUCAAUAUCCUUAUCUAUUGGUUUUGAAAAUUUUGAAUCUUUAUUGAGUGGUGCGCAUUUCAUGGAUCAACAUUUUGUGAACGCUCCAUUGGAGAAAAAUGCACCUGUUAUUUUGGCUUUAUUGGGAAUCUGGUAUCAUAACUUCCACGGUGCUGAAACGCACGCACUUCUUCCUUAUGAUCAGUACAUGCAUAGAUUCGCUGCAUACUUCCAACAAGGUGACAUGGAAUCUAACGGAAAAUCAGUUACUUUAAAUGGUACUCCGAUUUCAUCGUAUUCUACUGGGCCUAUUGUCUGGGGUGAACCAGGUACAAACGGGCAGCAUGCAUUUUACCAACUAAUUCAUCAAGGUACUCGUCUCAUACCUGCGGAUUUCAUUGCUCCUGCUGUCACCCACAGUUGUAUUAGUGAAGGAAUUCACCACCAGAUUUUGAUGGCUAACUUUUUGGCUCAAACUGAAGCACUCAUGAAAGGUAAAACUCCAGAUGAAGCACGCAAAGAGCUUGAAGGGUCGAAUUUAGACUGCGCUGAACUUGAAAAGCUAGUUGCACACAAAACAUUUUCUGGAAAUCGUCCAACCAACUCAAUUGUAUUCAAGCAAAUUACUCCAUUUACAUUGGGUUUAUUGAUCGCUUUGUAUGAACAAAAAAUAUUUGUCCAAGGUGUUAUUUGGGAUAUUAACUCAUUUGAUCAAUGGGGUGUUGAACUGGGAAAACAGUUGGCCAAAAAAAUUGAACCCGAACUUCAAACGCCAAACAAGAUUACAAGUCACGACUCGUCCACCAAUGGUCUCAUCAACUUUAUCAAAUCCAAUUGGUCAUAA
Messenger RNA from Macrosiphum euphorbiae (potato aphid), 1677 nucleotides. Lineage: Eukaryota; Metazoa; Arthropoda; Insecta; Hemiptera; Aphididae. The record is from the annotation of a GenBank genome assembly.